Molecule: messenger RNA, 642 nt
Organism: Suillus subalutaceus
Lineage: Eukaryota; Fungi; Basidiomycota; Agaricomycetes; Boletales; Suillaceae
Exons: 2
Coding region: 1-642 (213 amino acids)
Source: RefSeq, a predicted model, not a curated record
AUGACCACCUGGGCUCAGGCCAUUCAUCAUCCCUGGUUCGAUCCGCCACCUCUGAAGCGGAAACUGUCUAACGCGGAUGACGAGCGCCGUGCAUCACCCUAUCAGCGCUCGUCACCAAGUCCCACGAGCCGUGCCAAACGACGCAAGUUCAACACACUGGAGCAUGGGUUUGCCCACCUCACGCUCGCGUCGGUGCCGGUCUACUCCAACUCAACGAGUGGGGUGGUGAUUACGCCCAUUAAUUCCACUGUUUCAUCUUCCGAAUCUACGACAUUUCUACCUUCUAGUAUCGUCCUCCCUAGCUCCGUCGAGGAACCGCCGCACGAAGUUGAAGCGGUGGCGCCCGAGGUGAACAUGGAGAGUUUGGACGAGGGAGAAUACACUGGCAAGAUCAAGGCGGCUCGUCACUAUUCGAUAUCGAUGCCUUUGCUUCGGCGCCUACGAAAACACCAGACGGCACCGCAGCCUAUCAUUCCCAUCUCGUCGCCCAGUACGGAAGGGGGCGCUCUUGUGUUGUAUCGGCCGUUGCGGCCGCUUUCCCCUACUCGUCAAGUCGAUGAACAAGCGGAAUCUGUAGAGGAGGUUGUUACGGCCGGUGCUGCGAGCUUUGAGCGUGAUGAAGACGCGAUGGACAUAGAGUAG